This is a messenger RNA of Hippocampus comes (tiger tail seahorse), 2731 nucleotides long. RefSeq names its product interleukin-10 receptor subunit beta-like. Lineage: Eukaryota; Metazoa; Chordata; Actinopteri; Syngnathiformes; Syngnathidae. The record is from RefSeq and is a predicted model, not a curated record. Bases 237 to 1058 code for a protein of 273 amino acids. The transcript has 6 exons. Gene Ontology annotation, biological process: cytokine-mediated signaling pathway. Gene Ontology annotation, molecular function: protein binding; cytokine receptor activity. Gene Ontology annotation, cellular component: plasma membrane.
GCAGCAUAUGACAGGCAUCCUUCGUUUUCGGGGUUUUCUUGCCCGUCCACACACACCUAAAAUUUGCUGGCGCCUUUGCCCCUCCUAGCUUAGCGUCGCCGAAGGCAUGCAGGUCAAAAGGGGCGUGUCACAUCUACAUCACUGCGGCGCUGCCGGUCUCGUGUAAACGUCGUCUUCCAGGAAAUAUAAAACUGAAAGUAAUUAACAUACCUCACCAGUGUGAGUACACUAACCAAAUGAAAGACGCUCUUCGGGAUGUCAUCAAUUAUUUUGAAUGCUGUAAUUGUAUUUCUAACAUUGGGUGGAGCAACAGUACCGCUGUCCGAAAGUGCCACGUGGGCUGUGUGAACAUCUCAAGCCUUGAAUGUGACUUCAGCAGCCUCAACAACUUCCACCCCGCUUUGUAUGGAAGGUAUAUCGCCACAGUACGGGCACAGCGUGGGGCAGAGCAUUCUUCUUGGGUGGAAAGUCAACAGAUGGUCUUGGAAAGCGAUACUGUGAUUGGUUCACCCAACGUGUUGCUCAUUUCCAAUGGGGCUACAAUUAGAAUUUCAAUUCAAGAUCCAGCAUUUGCAGUCUCAGACCUCAGGAGUGUCUAUGGCACGGCCAGCUACAACAUCACUUACUGGAAAGAUGGUCAGAAUGAAAAGGCAAAAAGCAUCAGCAGUAUACUGCAAAACCCAAUAUUUCUAAAUGACUUGGACCCUUGGACAAAGUAUUGUGUCCAGGCUCAAAUCAUUGCAGAAAGGAACACCAAGCCCAGCAAGCCCAGCAGAACAGUAUGUGAGAGCACCGCCGGUGAGAACACCGAAGCGAAAGCUGUAUGGGUGCCUGCACUGGUCACGUUUCUGGUUAUGGCAAUGGUGGUCACUCUUGUGGGGAUUGCAGUUGUUUAUCGAAGAAGGAUUUCCCAUUUUCUUUGUCCAAAAGACAAACUGCCUGCGCACCUGUUGGCAACCCCGGGCUCACCUCUCUACUGGGCCAUGCACAACUCUGACCAACUUGAGGAGCUCUACAAUUCAGUCAAUGUCAUUGCAGAGGAUAAGUCUGUGGAAUAAUGGCAGAAAGGUCCUUGGAGGAAUCGUGGACAAUCACCUGCAGAAAGCUUGUCACCGAGACAAGACGCGAAGGCCUCCAGAAUAAGUAAUAGAAAAGCAGAUUCAUUGCUUCUGUGAGCGGUUAUCCCAAACGUUGAAAGAACGCAAGGCUUUGGUUCUUCAAAGGUUAGUUGAAGCCAAAAUGUUUUGAAAGUGUUCCAUACUGGUUAUGCAGUCAAACCAAAUGAUUACGGAACGUUAGCCUACCAAACACUUUUUGGUUCCCAGAAUGUUCUGGGAACAUAAGCUUCUUGCUGCGGUCAUGUUCCAUGUAGGUCAUGUUUGGCCAGGUUUCAGAUAUGUCCAGAACUGAAUUUCAAGACACCAAAUUAGCAGUGAAAACCUAGUGAUAAAAAAAUUGUAGCAGCACAGUUCUUUUAUUUUUGUACCAUGGAUUUAUCUGUCUGUCUGUUUUGUGUGAAACUUCCGGGCAACAAUGUUUGAUUCAAGUUGAUUUAAGUACAUCAGGAAAAACCCUGAACUCUCCCUUAAAAUAGUUAUAUUUGUCACAAAUUUCAAUUCAGAAUUUCUGAAAUGUUUGCUUGAUGUCAGGUAAAGGAAGUUUGUAAUAAAUGUCAUAUAUAUAUUUUGUAAUGUAUACAUUUUAUAGGUGCAACGGUUAAUCGACAAUAAAUCAAUGAUUCCAUCCAGCAGCCACCAAUUUUCUACCGCAUAUGCAGGGUCAGGUCACAAACGCAGCAGGUUCAGCAGCCCGACUUCAGGGACCACCUUUACGUGGUGUCGGACAAAUCCAAGAGUCCCCGAUCACAGCUAUGCAAAGGUUUUUUUUUUUUUUUUUUUUUCUUUCUCCCUCUCAACUCGACUUCUACACGUAUCUGCUCAACAUCAACAACAACAGCAGCUUCAGCAGGGAAGCCGAGACUUUUCUCUCCCCAACCACUUCUUCCGGAGGAAUCCCAAGGCAUUUCCAGGCCGGCCGGGUGAAUAGUUUUUUCAGCGUGUCCUGGGUCGUCCCCCGGGACCUCCUGCUGGUGGGACAUGUCCGGAACACCUCAAUAAGGAGGCAUUCAGGAGGCAUCCUAAUCAGAUGCCCAAGCCACCUCAUCUGGCUCCUCUCAAUGUGGACGAAUAGCGGCUCGGCUCUGAGUCGGCUCAGCUCCGUCUUCACCACAGCAGACCAAUACAGAGUCUGCAUUACAUCAGACGCUGUACUGAUCCACCUGUCGCUCUAUCCUACCCUCACUUGUCAACAAGACCCCAAGAUACUUGAACUCCUCCCCUUGGGGCAGCAUCUCAUCCCCAACCUGGAGAGGGCACUCCACCCUUUUUAUCCCAACUGCUUUACACUCUGCUGUGAACCGCUCCAGUGAGAGUUGGGGGAUCAUGGCUUGAAGAAGCCAUCAGUACCUCAUCAAAGCAGAGAUGUAAUACUAAGGCCACCAAAGAGGACCCCCUCAACGCCUCGGCUGCGCCUAGAAAGUCUGUGCAUAAAGGUUACAAAGGGCAGCCUUGGAAACCCUCAACUGGACACAAAUCCGACUUCUUGCCGGCAAUUUUUCCCUAUUUUCUGACAUGUUCUGGACUAAGAUAAUAACAGAAUCAUAAUUAAUUUGUGUGUGCACUGUUAAUUUUAAAUAAUGUUCUGUUUCAGAAUAAAGGAAUGGAAAUGUAAA